This is a messenger RNA of Neospora caninum, 468 nucleotides long. RefSeq names its product putative RNA binding protein. Gene Ontology annotation, cellular component: cytosol. The transcript has 3 exons. Gene Ontology annotation, molecular function: mRNA binding. Bases 1 to 468 code for a protein of 155 amino acids. The record is from RefSeq and is a predicted model, not a curated record. Lineage: Eukaryota; Apicomplexa; Conoidasida; Eucoccidiorida; Sarcocystidae.
AUGCAGACGCCGAUGAUGACUCCGCAGACGACGCUCUCGAGCGGCAUGGGCGGCAUCGGCAGCGGGCAAACGCCGGGGACUCCCGGCACGCGGCUAGGCGGCUCCGGCGGGUCAGUGCGCGGCCGCCCGGCGAAGAUCGCCCCCGACAUGAGCAGAAUCAUCUACGUCAGAAACCUCCCCUUCAAAAUCACAGACGACGAACUUUACGACAUCUUCGGCAAAUACGGAGCGGUCAGACAAAUUCGGAAGGGAAACACAGACAAGACUCGCGGGUCAGCGUUUGUCGUCUACGAGGACGUCUUCGAUGCUCGCGCCGCAGUCGAUCAGCUCUCCGGUUUCAAUGUCGCUGGCAGGUAUCUGAUUGUCUUGUACUACAACCCUCAGAAGGCUGCGCAGCGCCAGCAGAUGCUUGCGCAGAAGGAGGAACUGGAGCGCAUUCGCCAGUCGUACCAGAAGAAAGGCGCGUAA